Molecule: messenger RNA, 1693 nt
Organism: Antechinus flavipes (yellow-footed antechinus)
Lineage: Eukaryota; Metazoa; Chordata; Mammalia; Dasyuromorphia; Dasyuridae
Gene: HCAR1
Product: hydroxycarboxylic acid receptor 1
Biological process (GO): G protein-coupled receptor signaling pathway
Cellular component (GO): membrane
Molecular function (GO): G protein-coupled receptor activity
Source: RefSeq, a predicted model, not a curated record
CCUUUGGUGCCUUUCAGGCAGUCUGUACUAGCCGGUCCAGAGUGAUUCCAGGGAGAAACAGCCCGGCUGAAAAUGAAAAUUAUCCCAACCACUUGUUGGACGAGGAAGAAAAAAGAUCGGCAGCAGAUCAGGAUCGGCAGCAAGGGACGCAGGGGAUCCGCUGGCUGCUUGCUGGGAAAGGAGAGCUCAGAGGGUGAACUCGUUGGGCUGCCAAUCCUGCCACCCUGAGACCAGUUUUCUCCAAGGGAGGCCCCCAGCUUGUGAGUUGGGUCAAGGGAGGCUCCUGUGACUCUGUCAUUUCCUGACUGAUUGUGUGUUCUUGUGGUGGUAGAGAGGAGAUGGGUGUGAUGUGAGAAACCUGCAUCCCACAGUGGGAAAGUCAGAGAAGCAGCUGGCCGGCCCAUGCCAGCGUGUGGCAGAGGGAGGUUCACGCAGCUUUCGGCUCAGCUGGCAGACUGGCAGCCCAGCUCCCCGGCUCUCUCCCGACCAUGAACGGAACCUGCUGUCUCAUCAAAGGCAACAUCAUCUCCCAGGUAAUGCCCCCCUUGCUGGUCCUGGCCUUUGUGCUGGGAGCCCUGGGAAACGGCCUCGCUCUGUGUGGCUUCUGCUUUCACAUGAAGUCGUGGAAACCAAGCACCAUCUACCUUUUCAACUUGGCCGUGGCCGACUUCCUUCUGAUGGUCUGCCUCCCUUUUCGGACCGAUUACUACUGGAGGAAUCGGAAAUGGGUUUUCGAAGACAUCCCCUGCCGGGUGGUACUUUUCAUGUUGGCCACCAACCGAGCCGGGAGCAUCGUGUUUCUCACGGUGGUAGCCGUGGAUCGUUAUUUCAAGGUGGUCCGCCCCCAUCACACCUUGAACACCAUCUCCAACCGGACUGCGGCUUGCAUCACCUGUGCCCUCUGGGCCACGGUCAUCGUGGGAACUCUGUAUCUGCUGACCGAGAACCACCUGUGCGUGCAGGGCAGCACGGUGUCUUGUGAGAGCUUCAUCAUGGAGUCUGCCAACGGCUGGCACGACAUCAUGUUCCAGUUGGAGUUCUUCCUGCCAUUGGGCAUCAUCUGCUUCUGCUCCUUCAACAUCAUCGGGAGCCUGAGACAGAGGCGGCAGCUGACCAGGCAGACCCGCAUGAAAAAGGCCACUCGGUUCAUCAUCGUGGUAGCCGCCGUGUUCGUCAUAUGUUACCUGCCCAGUGUCUCGGCCAGACUCUACUUCCUGUGGACAGUCUCGUCGAGCGCCUGUGAUGGGUCUGUGCAUGUGGCCCUUCACGUCACCCUCAGCUUCACCUAUAUGAAUAGCAUGCUGGAUCCACUGGUGUACUAUUUUUCCAGCCCGUCCUUCCCCAAAGUCUAUACCAAGUUCAAGAUCUGGGGCCUGAGACCCAAGCGCCCCAGAGAAUCAAAGACGCAGAACCCAGGGAUGCCAACAUCAAAAACCUGCUCAAAGAGUUGCGUGGGUACAGAGAAUUGCUCCAGAAGCCAUCCGGAUGUUCAGUGGGACCUCCAGAUGCUUUGACUGCCGUGCCCUGAUUGAACGGAUCGGGGUGCCAAAGGGACACGUGUGAUGGAAGUGAUUUGUGGGAAGGGUGGGAGUGGAGGAAGGAGAAGAGGUUGUUUUUGAAAAUACUGCCUUCUCUAGGUAUGUUCUCAGGAAUGGAUGGAACCCCCCUAUUAAAACCUCUUUGCCAUGUUCCA